This is a messenger RNA of Hordeum vulgare subsp. vulgare (domesticated barley), 1942 nucleotides long. RefSeq names its product metal transporter Nramp2. The transcript has 4 exons. NCBI's taxonomy places the organism in Eukaryota, Viridiplantae, Streptophyta, Magnoliopsida, Poales, Poaceae. Gene Ontology annotation, biological process: metal ion transport. The record is from RefSeq and is a predicted model, not a curated record. Gene Ontology annotation, cellular component: membrane. Gene Ontology annotation, molecular function: cadmium ion transmembrane transporter activity; manganese ion transmembrane transporter activity. The coding region runs from base 107 to 1675 and encodes 522 amino acids.
CCAACAGAAACCAGCGCUACUGAUUUCACGAAGGAGUUAAGGAACUCCCCCCCACACACAACCCACGCUCCACUCGCGCACGCAUCCUCCUCCGCAGUCCGCUCCCAUGGCGUCCCGCGACCUCGGCGAGAGCCUCCUCCCGGGCGGGGGCGCCUCGGCCUCCUCGUCGCACGACGAGUACGAGGAGCGCGCGUACGACUCGGACGACAAGGUCUCCAUCUCCAUCUCCGACUCGGAGCCCGACGACGACGACGGCGGCGGCGGCCCCGGCGCAGCGCGUGCGCGCCCGGCCUUCUCAUGGCGGAAGCUCUGGCGCUUCACGGGCCCCGGCUUCCUUAUGUGCAUCGGCUUCCUCGACCCGGGCAACCUCGAGGGGGACCUGCAGGCGGGCGCCGCCGCUGGGUACCAGCUCCUCUGGCUGCUGCUCUGGGCCACGGUCAUGGGCGCGCUCGUCCAGCUGCUCUCCGCGCGCCUCGGGGUCGUCACCGGGAAGCACCUCGCCGAGCUCUGCCGGGAGGAGUACCCGCCCUGGGCCACCCGCGCGCUCUGGGUCAUGACGGAGCUCGCCCUCGUCGGCGCCGACAUACAGGAGGUCAUCGGCAGCGCGAUUGCCAUCAAGAUCCUCUCCGGCGGCAUCGUGCCGCUCUGGGGCGGCGUCGUCAUCACCGCCUUCGACUGCUUCAUCUUUCUAUUCCUGGAGAACUAUGGUGUGAGAAAACUGGAAGCGUUUUUCGGCGUCUUGAUUGCAACCAUGGCUAUAUCAUUCGCGAUCAUGUUUGGUGAAACGAAGCCUAGUGGGAAGGAGCUUCUGAUCGGUUUGGUGGUUCCAAAGCUGAGCUCGAAGACUAUCAAACAGGCGGUUGGAAUUGUGGGCUGCAUCAUCAUGCCUCAUAAUGUUUUCUUGCACUCGGCGCUAGUGCAGUCCAGGAAGAUUGACACAAAAAAGAAAUCCCGUGUUCAAGAAGCAGUUUACUAUUACAACAUUGAGUCCAUCCUUGCUCUCAUCAUCUCCUUCUUCAUUAACAUCUGUGUUACAACGGUAUUCGCUAAAGGAUUUUACGGAUCUGAACAAGCUGAUAACAUAGGUCUUGAGAAUGCUGGCCAGUACUUACAGGAGAAAUAUGGAACUGCCCUGUUUCCUGUCCUCUAUAUAUGGGCUAUCGGAUUGUUAGCGUCUGGACAGAGUAGCACGAUCACCGGCACAUAUGCAGGCCAAUUCGUCAUGGGAGGUUUCCUUAAUCUUCGAUUGAAGAAGUGGUUACGAGCAGUGAUUACUCGAAGCUUUGCCAUUAUUCCGACUAUGAUUGUGGCUUUAUUUUUUGAUACUGAAGAUCCUACCAUGGACGUUCUGAAUGAGUCGCUCAAUGUUCUUCAGUCCAUUCAGAUUCCAUUUGCACUAAUUCCUCUCAUCACCCUUGUUUCGAGUGAGCAGCUCAUGGGGUCAUUCGUGGUUGGUCCUAUCACAAAAGUGAUAAGUUGGAUCGUCACAAUCUUUUUGAUGCUCAUCAACGGAUACCUCAUACUGUCCUUCUACACCGAGGAAGUGCGGGGCGCAGUUGUUCGCUCAAGCUUGUGCGUCGUGCUGGCUGUUUACCUCGCCUUCAUCGUCUACCUCAUCCUGAGGAACACCACGCUGUAUUCUCGCCUUCGCUCAUCAGUCUCAAAGAGCUCAUGAGAAAGACUGUUAGUCAUUUCAUCUCCACGAUGAAGAAGAUGAGCGGAAGUGGGUAGAUAAUAUUGGAAGAAAACUGCUCCCCAUUGUACAACAUGUACGGCUGCCUAUUUGUAUUAGCUCCGGGGGAGAGGUCUAUAUUGUAUAUCAGUUGCUGCUGUAUAACUGUAUUUGUGGAUUAGCAGGCUUCCCCUUUAGGCCUCGUUCGGCACUAGGGUAUUUGACUGUUUCCACGAGUAUUUUACCUGCCGGUACAAAAAUCCCGAAAAA